AUGAAGUAUUUAUUAUCCAGCGAAAGUAAGCAGUUGGAUGAAGUUCGAUGUUACAGCAAGCAAUAUCUUACCUUCAUCAGUUUCCUCGAUUUCAGGAUUGAGGAAUAUGAACAGGCACUGAAGGAAUGGGAGGAAAUGCGACCACCAGGCUCAGCAUCAUCAGCUGAUCCUUUCGGUCAUUACAAGCAGAAGUUCGAGGAGCGACAGCAAGCGAAAUCAGAAUCGGGAGACACGCAAGAAAACGACGUGAAGAAAGAUGAGGGCCAAGAAGAUGAGAAAGGCGAGGCUGGAGAGGUUACUAUUCAGUAA
This is a messenger RNA of Anisakis simplex (herring worm), 309 nucleotides long. The record is from the annotation of a GenBank genome assembly. NCBI's taxonomy places the organism in Eukaryota, Metazoa, Nematoda, Chromadorea, Rhabditida, Anisakidae.